Molecule: messenger RNA, 2213 nt
Organism: Opisthorchis viverrini
Lineage: Eukaryota; Metazoa; Platyhelminthes; Trematoda; Opisthorchiida; Opisthorchiidae
Exons: 13
Coding region: 198-2033 (611 amino acids)
Source: RefSeq, a predicted model, not a curated record
GGACGAUUGACGGAUCAGCUGACGACUAAAGCAGUCUCGUCUUUUUUAGCAAUGUAAGCAGCAGGAAGAAUGCGUUACCUGGGAAGUAUAUAAUGAAGAAGAAACCAAUCACCUUUGCACCAUUUCCUCUCAAGUAGAAGUUCCAUUUGUUGGACUUUUGUGAAACCAGGAAAUUAAUUUCCAUACUCUAGUGGGUCAUGGCUCGUCGAAUAUAUGCACAGAUCAUCCCGGAUUAUCGUUCACAACAAGAAUCGAUUGAUACUUACAUAAAUGACUUGAAAGAAGCCGUCAACAUUCCACAGUACGGACAAACCCCAUAUCAGCUGUUACAUGAGAAGAAAGUUCAAAACGCUGCCGACGAAAUCUUAAAAGCCACCGAAUAUAGAGUGGUAAAAAAUGUCCCUAAUGUGGCAGAUGAAUUACGAAGACUUCGACGAGCCGUUAGGGUGAAUAAAGACUGCUUGAAAUAUCUCACUGGUUUGACAGCGCCAGUGGACGGUUUAUCGAAACAGGUGACGAAAACUAUCAAACGGACUUUGGAUUUGCAGGAGCGAGAAUGGAGCAAAGGAUUUUGGAACCAGGACCUUACGGACAUGUUCAGAAGUACUUGGGAAAACAUGGAGAUAUACAGCCUACUUCAUUGUUUCCAUCUGAACACCACCGCGGAAUUUCACAAUUUCUUCUAUGAGGGCCGGAAAAUAGAACUAGAACUUAACAAACUCGGUCGAGCAAUAGUUACGAGAGAUCGAUAUCAAACGGAACAGUCUCACCACGGAACUGAAGAAGAGGCUAAAUUCUUGGCCAAAAAGCUUCAAAAUCACUAUGACCAACUGAACGGUCUGGCAAAACAUGCUACCAGCUUGGUCUCACGUUCACGCCAAAUAAGUCCCAUCUAUUUGCGUGUGGCACCUAUUAAAAAUCCACUAAAUGGGGUGAUGUUAUGCGACUACAAAUCUCUGGAAGGUAACUUAAACACCGGUGAUCAUGUGUCCGUUCUUUCUGAUGUGCACAUCAUGAACAACAGCAGCCGCAUUCUUGGUGCAGUUUUUCACCACAGAAGUCUACGUGGAGCUAGAAACAAUUAUGCGGAUGGCAUUUGUCCUGGUUCAUGGAGUCCAUGGUCAACGCACAAAGUCCGUCCACGAUCUCAGCUCUCAAAUAAAGAGUUGGAAGAACAGCUUACGACUGAUGAUGUCUACUGGAAGGUUAGAACAACCAAGGGGCACACACAAUGUGUUGUUCCGUCGAUUUGUGUUGGUCUUGUUGAUCCGGAUCUAGAUGCUCGGGAGAAAGCUAUCACAUUGUACAGAGUACUGGUUGACACGUGGGGAGAUUUCAUCCAAGAAAACAUCAUCCAUUUGGCGGAAUGGUUCAAACUGGUGUUUCUUCGUUGGAUAAACUCUCAGUUGCCCUUACGCAGAGGUCCAGAUGAUAUGGAAAAGCUCUUGAGGAACGUCACAAUUUUCUUGUACGAUGGGUUAUCAUCUGGACUUGGUUAUGAUGAUGAAGAACUGAAACAACUGGCAAGUGACGUUGGUCAACUGAAUACUGGAGCAACUAAAUUUGAUGGAAAUCAAAAUGAACUAAAUGAAGAUAUUGAAAGCUUCAAUGAAAUAUUCAUCUGGCUUCAGAGACAUCAAGAAGCCAUCAGUAUCUGCAAGCGAAAUUUGAGUGCGUUUCAGGUGGUCACGCAAAAACCCUACCGUCCACCCCUUGGACAAAAUCGCGCUGUGGAGUUAAUGCGCUUGGUAAACAAACUGAUCACGCAUGAACCGCAAAAAGCCGCAAAGCUACUAGACAAAAUGGUGAUUUGGAACAAGAGUUUGGAUGAAACUGAAAGAAGAAUUCACUGUACUGCUGAUUCUUCCGAUGAAAGCUCGGAUUAUGAACCUUCCAAACCACAUGGCGUCGUGAAAAACUACGUGAGAAAUCCGACGACGCCUUCCAAGUUCACGGAUGGUACGAUUUUUACACUUGGCCUCAGCGAUCGAUACGACGACUACUUCGUAGAUAGUGACAGUUUGUUGGGUUAGUUACAUGGGAUACUGAUCACUUUCCUAUAGAGUAUUUUGCAAUAAAUGACAUCACAUUUCAUGCCGAGUUUUUUGUAGCACAAUUCUCCUAGCGUUUUUACAUUGGGGAGCGCUAGACCACAGCAUUUCAUACAAUCGAGAGCUAAAUUCCAGGCGGUGCAUAACCCAAUAUCGCAUUAC